UUUUUAAAAUGCGUUGCGUAGUGUUCGGAUGCAAUAAUAAUAAUGGUAAAUAUUGUGCUACGAAAUUGGAGAUUUUUCCAUUUCCCUAAAGAUAAAACAAUACAAAAACAAUGGAUUCAUUUUUGUCGUCGUACGGACAAAAUUAAUGUUAAAAAUGCAUGCAUUUGUGAAGUGCACUUCGGGCCAGAAGCCUUCGAAAGAAACUUGCAGUUUGAAAUGGGAUUAAAUUCACGGAAUCCAACUUAGUUGCUACCUAGCAUUUUUCCCACGUUAACCACUGCUCCUGCAGAGGCUAAUGAACGGCAGAAAAGGAUGGAGUCUUGUUCCAAAAAAGAGAUGUUAACAACAAUGUAGAAGAAUACCGCCCCUAUUGAAGUAAUUCAAGAAGACGAGGUUGGAGAGGCACCUCAAACUACAGGAGAAGAGGUCAUCGAUGAGAAAGACGAGAAAAUACUGCCUUUGGAAACAGAAAUACAAAGGCUGAAUAGUAUUGUUAGAACUUUGAAUAAGUGCAAAAACGCGCAGUUAGCAGAAAUUAAACGCCUGGGGACUUCCAUUAAUCCAAUUACACGCAAUUCCACAGAAAUAAUUUGGAGCAAAAACUUAGCUGCAUUUUCACCAACAGCCAGAUGGAGAUGAAUAAACAAAGAACAACGUGGACAAAUAGUGAUGAAGAUGAUUAAUAGAUUUGCACAUCUACGCAGACAUAUCUGUGCAAAUGGCGCACAAAUUUACUGCAAAAGAAGUGCAUGUUAAAAUACGUAAUCUUACACAAAAAUAUAGAGACGAAAGGAAAAAAGUUGGGCCCUCGGGGGGCAGCCCAUCGCUGAGGAAACAUUUUGAUGCAGUCCAUCAAAUUAUCGGACCGACAGCAGCGAAUACUGCUGAAGUAUACGAAUCGUUUAUUGUGUCAUCUAUGGCUAUAGGAUCACCAGAACCAAUGUCGCCAGAGCCAGAACAAAUGUCGCCGGUGUGUACGCCAGUAAUUGCAUUGACGAACUCGCCAUUAGGUAGCUCGACAACAGCAGCGGGUGAAUCUCCAAGUAAAAAGAGAAAUUACAUGGUCGAACUAAUAAAAGUGGCAAAAGAACAAAACGAAUUGCUGAAGACAGUGGUGGAGGACGGGAAAAUAAUGACUGAGAGAGUUGUUACUGCAAUUGAAGAACAAAGUAGUAAUACAAAAGAGUUUAUAGGUAUUAUGAAAACUAUUUUAGAAAAAAUGUAAUAAUAAAAUGAAUUUUAACUGAAUAUUAAUUUUAGAAAAAAUGUAAUAAU
Bactrocera tryoni is the source of this 1275-nucleotide messenger RNA. RefSeq lists its product as uncharacterized. The record is from RefSeq and is a predicted model, not a curated record. Bases 719 to 1225 code for a protein of 168 amino acids. The transcript is spliced from 6 exons. NCBI's taxonomy places the organism in Eukaryota, Metazoa, Arthropoda, Insecta, Diptera, Tephritidae.